Episyrphus balteatus (marmalade hoverfly) is the source of this 903-nucleotide messenger RNA. It is a transcript of the gene Tsen34, whose product is annotated as tRNA-splicing endonuclease subunit Sen34. Gene Ontology annotation, biological process: tRNA-type intron splice site recognition and cleavage; tRNA splicing, via endonucleolytic cleavage and ligation. The coding region runs from base 45 to 896 and encodes 283 amino acids. NCBI's taxonomy places the organism in Eukaryota, Metazoa, Arthropoda, Insecta, Diptera, Syrphidae. Gene Ontology annotation, molecular function: nucleic acid binding; tRNA-intron lyase activity. The record is from RefSeq and is a predicted model, not a curated record. Gene Ontology annotation, cellular component: tRNA-intron endonuclease complex. The transcript has 5 exons.
UUUAUUUAUUUCAGGCAUGUAAAUAAACAAAAAAUCUACUUUUCAUGGAUCCCAAAGAAAAUAAAAUUAUUUUAACUUAUUUAAAUGGAACUGGUUUCAUUUUUAAUUCAAAAGAUUACAUGACAGUGAGAAAAAACCAUAGAAUUAUUGGUUCAAUGGUUGGAACAAGUUGCUCACGAGGAUGGUCUGGAAAUAGUACUUGUCUUCCUGUUGAAUUAACCAAAUAUGAAACGCAAUUGUUGAUUGAGAAAGGCAUCGCCGAAUUGGUUAGUAAAACUGAAUCUCUCCUCCGCCCACCGACAGAAGAAGAUGUUGAAAUGUACAAAAAAGAAACUGAAUCAAGACUUCAGAGCCAGGAAGAACAUUUAAAAGACGGUAAGGUCAAAGAAUCAUUGCAUUAUAUUGACAAAAUUAUUUAUGGGAAAAGAAAAAAGCUUCUAAAAUCAGGAGUUCUGGAAAAAGACAUAAAACUAUCAAAAGAAGAAGUUCUACAAGAAAUCAGAGAUAGUGUACAAUACGAUCGAAAGAAUGCCUUAGUUGAAAUUCAUUGUGAACAUCCAAGAAUUCAUGAGGGAACUUUGAUGACCCUCCCAGAAGAUAAUUCUUUAAAAUAUAGAGUUUUUAAAGAUUUCUGGGAACGUGGCAAGUUUGUGACGUGCGGUGAAGCAUUCGGAGCAGAUUUCAUUGUCUAUCCUGGUGAUCCAAUUGUCUUCCAUGCUUCUCAUAUUGUUAUUGUUUUAGACAAGCCUACAAUCAAUCCAUUGCAGUUGAUUGCAAAGGUGAGAUUGUCAGUUAUUGUUAAUAAAUUGUGUGUAUUUGCUUAUGAGGGUAAGGAAGGUGAAUUGUCUUAUCAAACUGUUCAAUGGGAAGGAAAUAAAGAUGAUAGAAAACUUUAGCAAAAUA